CCAAACCCAAUAAGAACCUCAACUCAAAAAAAAAAAAAAACAGCACUACUUUCCGCUCUAUAGAUCUCCCAGCGACCGAUCUCCCGACCGUACAAUCGCCGGUGUGUUACCGGUGAUUCGGUGCCGGAAAUUCUCUUUGUCUAGGAUCGCUCGCGGAUCAUGCGGUCUUUAGAUAUCUAAUCUAUUUUGUUUACAGGGUGUCUCCGGAUCAAAAGAUUGAUUUUGUACAUUUAGUGGCGAGCUUAACAUCUGAAGAGGCUUAUGGUUUUUACGUGUGGUCAUCGUCAUUAACAGUUUCCUUGUUUUGAAGAGGGCAUGUAGCAAAGUGCAAUUACUGAAUCAAACAAUUAUCUGUAGCAAAACAAGAAGAAAUAUGGCUUAUUUUGCAGUAUCUUUAUGAGUAAUUGUAUCUGAUAACUGAUAAGUCUUUCCAGAAUCAAGGUUUUUGGAUGGCGAAGGAUACUGAGUGUAUAAAUGAUGGUGAGGUGAACUAUGAUAAUUCUUCUAGAAUCGACCCAAAGCGUUCUCAUCAAUGGUUCAUGGAUGGUCCUGAGGCAGAGUUAUUCCCCAACAAGAAACAGGCCGUAGAAGUUCCAAACAACAAUUUUUUCGCAGGGUUUAUAAAUCCCAACAUUUCUCCAUGGGGCAAUGUUUCCGGUUUUCACACAUUCUCUGGGCAAUUCACUGAGCGGUUUUUUGAUUCAGAGACAGCUAGGACUGCCAAUUUUGAGGAUAGAAACAUUCCACCUGUUAGCACAGGACAAAUCAGCAUGGAGGGAAAGACAAACGAUGAUCUAUUUGGAAGUGAUUCUUCGUUUGGUUUAUCUAUGUCGCAAACUGUGGAUGAUCCUAGAUCAGGUUUUAAUUAUGGUGGGAUUAGAAAAGUGAAAGUCAGUCAGGUUAAGGACUCUGAUAAUGUAAUGCCUGUGUCAAUGGGACAUGCCUAUAGUAGGUUAGAUAGUGACUCAAUAUCAGGUGCUCAUGCGUAUGAGAAGGGAGAUGAAAGCUCUAUAUCAAUGGGUCUUGACAAAGGGAAUGACAAUAUGAUGCCUAUAGGUGACUCCUGUGAUAGGGGAAAUAACUUUUUUGUAUCGAUGACACAACCCUUUAACAAGGGGAAUGAAAACAUAUCGAUAGGGCACAUGUACAAAGAAAAUGACAGUAACAUCGGUAAGAUAGCCAUUGGUCAAGCAUUCAGCAAGGAUGACAGCAAUAUCAUGUCAAUGGGACAAACCUAUUGCAAGGCAGAUGACGACAGUAUAUCAAUGACUCACAUCUACAAUAAGGGUGAUAAAGGUACCUUAUCAAUGGAUCACACAUAUGACAAGGGGGAUAACAAUAAUUUAGCUAUUGGUCACACUUAUAGCAAGGGAGAGGGCACUAUAAUAUCCUUUGGUGGCUACGAUGAUAAUACAGAUAACCCUUAUGAUUUGUUGGUGGGUCAACCUUCCAUUCAGAGAUCAGAAACAAUGAAUGAGAACGAUUCAACUCAAUCAAAUGCAGAAGCAAUGGCAUCCACUGCCCAUGUGAUUUCCAGGAAGAAAGAGGACCUUAAAGCAUCUAAGAAGAUACCACCAAACAAUUUCCCUUCAAAUGUCAGAAGUUUGCUAUCCACUGGUAUGCUAGACGGAGUUCCUGUGAAGUAUAUUGCGUGGUCACGAGAGAAGGAGCUCCGUGGUGUUAUAAAAGGUUCCGGUUAUUUAUGCGGAUGUGAGUCUUGUAAUUUCUCAAAGGUUAUCAACGCUUAUGAGUUUGAGCGCCAUGCUGGUUGUAAAACAAAACACCCAAAUAAUCACAUAUACUUCGAAAAUGGGAAGACUAUUUAUGGGGUUGUACAAGAACUUAGGAGUACACCUCAGGAUAUGUUGUUUGAAGUUAUUCAAACAAUAACCGGUUCACCUAUCAAUCAGAAGUCUUUCCGUCUGUGGAAAGAGUCCUUUUUAGCUGCCACUCGUGAACUUCAGCGCAUAUAUGGAAAGGAUGAAGGGAAGCAAUUUUCAUGAACGCAUCCCUGUUAAAGUACGGUAGGAUAAUCUAUGUUUUGUGCAUAGAAGUUGUCUUUUUGCAAGAACUUUUUGUACUCAGUGAUGUUAGAUGUUUUUCCAAACUCAAGAAAAUUCCUUCUUGCAAAAUGUAAAAGCAUGUUAUUCAUGUUUUUACUUUUCCCUUACAAUAAUACCAUGUGCGUCUUGGCUUAUCAAUGUCUCUGAUUCAAACUUUUAGGCUGGUUUUAUUUGCAGUA
This is a messenger RNA of Tripterygium wilfordii, 2242 nucleotides long. RefSeq lists its product as uncharacterized. NCBI's taxonomy places the organism in Eukaryota, Viridiplantae, Streptophyta, Magnoliopsida, Celastrales, Celastraceae. The record is from RefSeq and is a predicted model, not a curated record. Bases 450 to 2003 code for a protein of 517 amino acids. The transcript is spliced from 6 exons.